Molecule: messenger RNA, 14800 nt
Organism: Suncus etruscus (white-toothed pygmy shrew)
Lineage: Eukaryota; Metazoa; Chordata; Mammalia; Eulipotyphla; Soricidae
Gene: FAT1
Product: FAT atypical cadherin 1
Exons: 29
Coding region: 105-13856 (4583 amino acids)
Biological process (GO): homophilic cell-cell adhesion
Cellular component (GO): plasma membrane
Molecular function (GO): calcium ion binding
Source: RefSeq, a predicted model, not a curated record
AAAACCGCCUGGGAAAGGGGGGAUUCCUGAGCAAGCUGGCCCCAACUUGAGAGUGGAGCAUUUUACUUCUCGACUGAACCGAACCGAUUCCUGAGAGUUAAACAAUGGAGAAAUACUUGACCUUGCUUCUGCUUCUGCUCCUCCUCCUCCAGCAUUUCGGAGACAGUGUUGGAAGCCAAACACUUCAGCAGACUUCUUUACAGUUUACGCAUUUCCAGUACAAUGUCACUGUGUAUGAAAACUCUGCAGCUAAAACCUAUGUUGGGCACCCUGUAAAGAUGGGCAUUUACCUUACAAAUCCAUUGUGGGAACCAAGGUACAAAAUUGUCUCAGGGGACAAUGAAAACCUGUUCAAAGCUGAAGAACACAUUCUUGGAGACUUUUGCUUUCUAAGAAUAAGGACCAAAGGAGGAAAUACAGCUAUUCUCAACCGGGAAGUGAAAGACCAUUACACACUGAUAGUGAAAGCAGUUGAAAAAAGUACUAAUGCCGAAGCACGAACAAAGGUCAGGGUGCAAGUGCUGGAUACAAAUGACUUGAGACCAUUAUUCUCACCCACCUCCUACAGCGUUUCAUUGCCCGAAAACACAGCCAUCAGGACCAGUAUUGCAAGAGUCAGUGCCACGGAUGCAGACAUAGGAACCAAUGGAGAGUUUUACUACAGUUUUAAAGACCGAACAGACAUGUUUGCCAUUCACCCUACCAGCGGCGCCAUAAUUUUAACAGGUAGACUUGAUUACAUGGAGACCCAGCUCUAUGAGAUGGAGAUUCUUGCUGUGGACCGUGGAAUGAAGUUGUACGGUAGCAGUGGGAUCAGCAGCAUGGCCAAGCUAACAGUUCAUGUCGAGCAGGCUAACGAGUGUGCCCCUGUUGUAACCGCAGUGACAUUGUCACCAUCAGAACUGGACAAAGACACCACAUAUGCAAUUGUCACAGUGGAGGACUGUGACCAGGGUGCCAAUGGGGAAGUUGCUUCUUUGAGCAUUGUGGCGGGGGACCCGCUUCAGCAGUUUCGAACAGUGAGGUCUUCUCCCGGGAGUAAAGAGUACAAAAUCAAAGCUGUCGAGGCCAUUGACUGGGACAGUCACCCUUUUGGCUACAACCUGACACUCCAGGCUAAAGAUAAAGGAAUCCCUCCCCAGUUCUCUUCUGUCAAAGUGGUUCAUGUGACUUCUCCGCAGUUCAAGGCGGGGCCAGUCAAGUUUGAGAAGAACGUUUACAGAGCAGAAAUUAGUGAGUUUGCUCCCCCCAAUACGCCUGUGGUCAUGGUCAAAGCCACUCCUCGUUAUUCUCACUUGAGGUACACUUUUAAAAGUACACCUGGAAAGGCGAAGUUCAGUUUGAAUCCCAACACUGGCCUCAUUUCCAUUUUGGAGCCAGUUAAAAGACAGCAUGCCUCCCAUUUUGAACUUGAAGUCUCAACAAGUGACAGGAAAGUGUCCACUAAAGUCUUGGUUAAAGUCAUCAGUGCAAACAGCAACCCCCCUGAAUUUACCCAGACAGCAUACAGAGCCUCUUUUGAUGAGAAUGUGCCCGUGGGCACCACUGUCCUGAGUGUGAGUGCACUAGACCCUGAUGAGGGUGAGAAUGGGUAUGUGACCUACAGUAUUGCCAACUUAAACCAGGUGCCAUUUGUGAUCAACCAUUUCAGCGGUGCUGUGAGUACCUCCAAAAUUUUGGACUAUGAGCUGAUGCCUCGGGUUUACACACUGAGGAUUCGAGCAUCAGAUUGGGGCUUGCCAUACCGCAGGGAAGUGGAAGUCCUGGCUACAGUUACUCUCAAUAACUUGAAUGACAACACACCCUUGUUUGAGAAAAUAAAUUGUGAAGGCACAAUUCCCAGGGAUCUUGGUGUGGGCGAGCAGAUAACGACUGUUUCUGCCAUUGAUGCUGAUGAACUGCAGUUGGUUCGCUAUCAGAUCGAAGCUGGAAAUGAACUGGAAUUGUUUAUUUUAAACCCCAGCUCGGGGGUAUUGUCAUUAAAACAAUCCCUUAUGGAAGGCUUGGGUGCAAAGGUAUCUUUUCAUAGUCUGAGAAUCACUGCUACAGACGGAGAGAAUUUUGCCACGCCAUUGUAUAUCAACUUAACAGUGGCUGCCCCUCGCAAGCAAAUAAACCUGCAUUGUGAAGAGACUGGAGUUGCCAAAAUGCUGGCGGAGAAACUCCUGCAAGCAAAUAAAUUACACAGCCAGGGAGAGGUGGAGGAUAUAUUCUUCGAUUCUCAUUCUGUCAAUGCUCAUGCACCACAGUUUAAAAGUACUCUUCCAAUUAGUAUUGAGGUGAAGGAAAAUCACCCCAUGGGCUCCAACAUCAUCCUCAUGAAUGCUACUGACCUUGACACUGGCUUCAAUGGAAAACUGGUCUAUGCUAUUUCUGGAGGAAAUGAGGAUAGUUGUUUCAUUAUUGACAUGGACACAGGAAUGCUAAAAAUUUUAUCUCCCCUGGACCGCGAAACAACCGACAAAUAUACCCUGAAUAUUACAGUAUAUGACCUUGGUCUACCACAGAAGGCUGCUUGGCGUCUGCUAGAUGUCAGAGUUCUGGAUGCCAAUGAUAAUCCACCUGAGUUUUUACAGGAGAGCUACUUUGUUGAAGUGAGUGAAGAUAAAGAGGUCAAUAGUGAGAUCAUUCAGAUCGAAGCUACAGAUAAAGAUCAGGGUCCUAAUGGUUAUGUGACAUACUCUAUUCUCACAGACACAGAUAAGUUUUCAAUUGACAGUGUGACCGGGGUCGUUCGAAUCCUGUCCCCCUUGGAUCGUGAAACCCAGCAUGUGCAUUACUUAAAGAUAGAAGCCAGGGAUCAAGCCAAAGAAGAACAUCAGUUGUUUUCCUCUGUACUUUUGAAAGUAUCAUUAGAGGAUGUUAAUGACAACCCGCCGAAGUUCAUUCCACCUAAUUACCAUGUGAAAAUUCGAGAGGACCUUCCUGAAGGAACCAUAAUCAUGUGGUUGGAGGCCUAUGAUCCUGAUGUAGGUCAAUCUAGUCAAGUGAGAUACAGUAUCUUGGACCAUGGAGAAGGACACUUUGAUGUGGAUAAGCUCAGUGGAGCAGUUAGAAUCGUACAGCAGUUGGACUUUGAAAAGAAGCAAGUCUAUAAUCUCACUGUGAGGGCCAAAGACAGAGGGAAGCCAAUUUCUCUGUCUUCCACUUGCUUUGUUGAGGUUGAAGUGAUUGAUGUGAAUGAAAACUUACACCCACCAGUGUUUUCCAGCUUUGUGGAGAAAGGUGUAGUGAAAGAAGAUGUUCCUAUUGGUUCAUCAAUAAUGACAGUAUCAGCUCAUGAUGAGGAUGUAGGAAGAGACGGAGAGAUACGUUAUUCCAUUAGAGAUGGUUCUGGUGUUGGUGUCUUCAAAAUAGAUGAAGAAACAGGUGUCAUUGAAACUUCAGAUCGGCUGGACCGUGAGUCAGCCUCCCAUUAUUGGCUAACAGUCUAUGCAACCGACCAGGGUGUUGUGCCUCUUUCAUCUUUUAUCGAGAUCUACAUAGAAGUUGAGGAUGUCAAUGACAAUGCACCGCAGACAUCAGAGCCUGUCUAUUAUCCACAAGUCAUGGAAAAUUCUCCCAAGGAUGUAGCUGUGGUCCAGAUUGAAGCUUUUGAUCCCGACUCUAGCUCUAAUGAUAAGCUUACAUACAAAAUUACAAGUGGCAAUCCACAAGGUUUCUUUUCAAUCCAUCUCAAAACAGGUCUCAUCACAACUACAUCAAGGAAACUAGAUCGGGAGCAACAAGAUGAACACAUAUUAGAAGUUACUGUGACAGACAAUGGUAGUCCUCCCAAAUCAACCAUUGCGAGAGUAAUUGUGAAAAUUCUGGAUGAAAAUGACAACAAACCUCAGUUCUUGCAAAAGUUCUACAAAAUCAGACUCCCAGAGCGAGAAAAGACAGAAAGGGAGAGAAACGCGAAGCGGGAGCCCAUAUAUCGUGUUAUUGCUGCAGACAAAGAUGAAGGUCCCAAUGCGGAGAUCUCCUACAGCAUUGAGGAGGGAAACGAACAUGGCAAGUUUUUUAUUGAGCCCAAGACUGGAGUGGUUUCAUCCAAGAAGGCUUCUGCAGCUGGCGAAUAUGAUAUUCUCUCUAUUAAAGCAGUUGACAAUGGUCGCCCCCAAAAAUCAUCAACCACUCGACUCCAUAUUGAAUGGAUUGACAAGCCCAAACCCCCUCUGGAACCCAUUUCUUUUGAAGAAUCAUUUUUCACCUUUACUGUUAUGGAAAGUGACCCCGUUGCCCAUAUGAUUGGAGUCAUAUCUGUGGAACCUCCUGGGACACCUCUAUGGUUUGACAUCACUGGUGGCAACUAUAACAGCCAUUUUGAUGUGGACAAGGGCACUGGGACCAUAAUUGUUGCUAAGCCUCUUGAUGCAGAACAAAAAUCAAGCUAUAACUUGACAGUCGAGGUUACAGAUGGAACCACAUCUAUAGUUACUCAGGUAUUCAUCAAAGUAAUAGACACAAAUGACCAUCGUCCUCAAUUUUCGACAUCAAAAUAUGAAGUUGUGAUUCCUGAAGAUACUGUUCCAGAAACAGAAAUAUUACAAAUUAGUGCUUUGGAUAAGGAUGAGAAAAACAAACUUAUUUACACUCUGCAGAGCAGUAUAGAUCCACUGAGUCUCAAGAAAUUUCGCCUUGAUCCUGCAGCGGGUUCUCUCUAUACAUCUGAAAAACUUGAUCAUGAAGCCACUCACCAGCAUGUUCUUACAGUCAUGGUUCGAGAUCAGGAUGUUCCAGUGAAACGCAACUUUGCAAGGAUUAUUAUUGAUGUCAGUGACACGAAUGACCAUGCACCUUGGUUCACGAGUUCAUCCUAUGAGGGCCGAGUGUACGAGUCAGCAGCCCUUGGCUCUGUUGUAUUGCAGGUUACAGCUCUGGACAAAGACAAAGGGAAAAAUGCUGAAGUAUUUUACUCUAUUGAAUCAGGAAAUAUUGGAAAUUCUUUUACAAUUGAUCCCAUCUUGGGCUCUAUUAAAACUGCCAAAGAAUUAGAUCGAAGUAACCAAGUGGAAUAUGAUUUGAUGAUUAAAGCUACUGAUAAAGGCAGUCCACCCAUGAGUGAAAUAACUUCUGUGCAUAUCUUUGUCACGAUUGCUGACAAUGCUGCCCCCAAGUUUACAUCAAAGCAAUACUCUGUUGAAAUCAGUGAAACUCUCAGCAUCGGGAAUUUUGUUGGAAUGGUUACAGCCCACAGUCAGUCCUCAGUGGUCUAUGACAUCAAAGAUGGAAACAUAGCUGAUGCUUUUGCUAUCAACCCACAUUCAGGAAGUAUCAUCACUCAAAAAGCCCUGGAUUUUGAAACUUUGCCCGUUUACACACUGAUAAUACAGGGAACCAAUAUGGCUGGUUUGUCUGCUAACACAACAGUUCUCGUGCACCUGCUGGAUGAAAAUGACAACUGGCCCAUUUUUAUGCAGGCCGAAUAUACGGGACUCAUCAGUGAAUCAGCUUCAGUUAACAGUGUGGUCCUAACAGACAGGAAUGUUCCGUUAGUGGUUCGAGCCACUGAUGCUGAUAAAGAAUCAAAUGCUUUGCUUGUUUAUCAUAUUGUCGAGCCAUCCGUACACAAAUAUUUUGCUAUUGAUCCUAGCACUGGUGCUAUUCAUACAGUUCUCAGUUUGGAUUAUGAAGAAAUAAAUACUUUCCACUUUACAGUACAAGUGCAUGACAUGGGAACCCCACGCUUGUUUGCUGAAUAUGCAGCUAAUGUGACUAUACAUGUCAUUGACAUAAAUGACUGCCCCCCUGUGUUCACCAAAUCAUUGUAUGAAGCAUCUCUUUUGGUGCCAACCUACAAGGGAGUUAAAAUCAUCACAGUCAAUGCUACAGAUGCUGAUUCAAGAGCAUUCUCACAGGUAAUGUACUCCAUCACUGAGGGCAACAUUGGAGAGAAGUUUCUUAUGGACUACAAGACUGGAACGAUAACGGUGCAAAAUACAACUCAGUUAAGAAGCCGUUACGAGUUAACCAUUAGAGCUUCUGAUGGCAGAUUUGCAAGCUUUACCUCUGUGAAAAUUAACGUAAAGGAAAGCAAAGAAAGUCAGCUGAAGUUUACCCAAGAUUUCUACUCAGCAGUUGUGCAAGAGAAUUCCACCGAAGCCAGAACAUUAGCAGUUAUUACAGCUAUUGGAAAUCCAAUCAAUGAACCUUUGUUCUAUCAAAUCCUCAACCCAGAUCGAAGAUUUAAAAUUAGCCGCACUUCUGGAGUUCUGUCAACCACUGGCAUACCAUUUGAUCGUGAACAGCAGGAGGCAUUUGACGUGAUAGUGGAGGUGACCCAAGAACAUAAACCUUUAGCUGUAGCCCAUGUUGUCGUGAAGGUCACCAUAGAAGAUCAAAAUGAUAAUGCCCCAGUGUUCGUCAACCUUCCGUACUAUGCUGUUGUUAAAGUGGCUACUGCUGUGGGCCAUGUUAUUCGCUCAGUGACUGCUGUAGACAGGGAUAGUGGCCGAAAUGGGGAAGUGCAUUACUACCUUAAGGAACAUCAUGAACACUUUCAGAUUGGAUCCUCAGGUGAAAUUUCACUGAAAAAGCCAUUUGAACCUGACACCUUAAAUAAAGAAUACCUCAUUACAGUGGUUGCAAAAGAUGGUGGAGACCCAGCCUUUUCCGCUGAAGUCAUUAUUCCAGUCACCGUUAUGAAUAAAGCCAUGCCUGUGUUUGAAAAACCUUUCUACAGUGCAGAGAUUCCUGAGAAUAUCCAGAUGCACAGUCCAGUGGUCCAUGUACAAGCCAACAGCCCAGAAGGGUUGAAGGUAUUCUACAGCAUCACAGAGGGUGAUCCCUUCAGCCAAUUUACUAUUAACUUCAACACUGGAGUUAUACAUGUCAUAUCUCCUUUGGAUUUUGAAUCCCACCCAGCAUAUAAGCUUAAUGUACGAGCAACUGAUUCUUUGACUGGUGCUCAUGCUGAAGUGUUUGUUGAUAUCAUCGUAGAAGACAUCAAUGACAACCCGCCUGUGUUUGUCCAGCAGGCAUAUGCCACAACCUUGUCUGAGGCAUCUAUCAUUGGAACCCCUGUCAUUCAAGUCAGAGCAACUGAUUCAGAUUCAGAACCCAACCGAGGAAUUUCAUACCAUAUGUUUGGCAAUCACAGCAAAAGUCAUGAUCAUUUUCAUAUAGAUAGCAAUACUGGUCUCAUAUCACUGGUCAGAACUUUGGAUUUUGAGCAGUUCCAGCAGCACAAGAUUUUCAUAAGGGCUGUUGACAGUGGUAUGCCGCCCCUGAGCAGUGAUGCGGUUGUCACAGUGGAAGUUGUGGACCUCAAUGACAAUCUGCCACUCUUUGACCAACAAAUUUAUGAAGCCAAAAUCAGUGAGCGUGCCAGUCCUGGGCAUUUUGUGACCUGUGUAAAAGCCUAUGAUGCAGACAGUUCGGACAUAGGAAAGUUGGAGUAUUCCAUCCUCUCUGGAAAUGAUCAUAAGAGUUUUGUGAUAGACAGUGAAACAGGGAUCAUCACGCUCUCAAACCUGCGCCGACAUACUCUGAAGCCUUUUUACAAUCUUAACAUUUCUGUUUCUGAUGGAGUCUUUAGAAGUGCUGCUCAGGUUCACAUAACUGUAAUUGGAAGCAAUUUGCACAGUCCUGUUUUUCUUCAGAAUGAAUAUGAAGUUGAGCUAGCUGAAAAUGCGCCUUUACACACCCUGGUGAUUGAGGUUAAAGCAACUGAUGGGGAUUCUGGUAUUUAUGGUCAUGUUACCUACCAUAUUGUAAACGACUUUGCCAAAGACAGAUUUUACACAAAUGAUAGAGGACAGAUACUUACUUUGGAAAAACUUGAUAGAGAAACCCCAGCAGAGAAAGUAAUCGCAAUUCGUUUAAUGGCUAAGGAUGCUGGAGGAAAAGUCGCUUUCUGCACCGUUAAUGUCAUCCUUACAGAUGACAAUGAUAACGCACCACAAUUUCGAGCAACCAAGUAUGAAGUGAACAUUGGAUCCAGUGCUCCCAAAGGGACAUCAGUCAUUAAAGUUCUUGCGAGUGAUGCUGACGAGGGAUCCAAUGCUGAUAUCACCUAUGCCAUCGAGGCAGAUUCAGAAAGUGUUAAAGAGAAUUUGGAAAUUAACAAACUGUCUGGCAUCAUUACCACAAAGGAAAGCUUAGUUGGCUUAGAAAAUGAGUUCUUCACUUUCUUUGUUCGGGCUGUGGAUAGUGGGUCUCCACCAAAAGAAUCUGUGGUUCCAGUGUAUGUUAAAAUACUUCCACCCGAAAUGCAGCUUCCAAAAUUUACAGAACCAUUUUAUACCUAUGCCAUUUCAGAAGACAUGCCCAUUGGAACAGAAAUCGAUCUCAUCCGAGCAGAACAUAGUGGGAAUAUUCUUUACAGCCUGGUCAAAGGGAAUACCCCUGAAAGUAAUAGGGAUGAGUUCUUUGUGGUUGACAAACAGAGUGGGAGGCUAAAGCUGGAGAAGAGUCUUGAUCAUGAGACAACCAAGUGGUAUCAGUUUUCCAUUCUGGCCAGGUGUACUCUUGAAGACUAUGAGGUGGUGUCUUCUGUAGAUGUUAGUAUCCAGGUGAAAGAUGCAAAUGAUAACAGCCCUGUCUUGGAGUCGAACCCAUAUGAGGCUUUUAUUGUAGAAAAUAUGCCAGGGGGGAGUCGAGUCAUCCAAGUCAGGGCAUCUGAUCUGGACUCAGGAACCAAUGGCCACGUUAUGUAUAGCCUGGACCAGUCACAAAGUGUAGACAUCAUUGAGUCUUUUGCCAUUAACAUGGAAACAGGCUGGAUUACCACCCUAAAGGAGCUCAACCAUGAAGAGAGAGACAAUUACCAGAUUCAAGUGGUUGCCUCAGAUCACGGUGAGAAGAUUCAGCUGUCUUCCACAGCCAUUGUGGAUGUUACAGUCACCGAUGUCAAUGAUAGUCCACCCCGGUUCACAGCAGAGAUUUAUAAAGGGACUGUGAGUGAAGAUGACCCCACAGGAGGUGUGAUUGCCAUCUUAAGUACCACAGAUGCAGAUUCAGAAGAGAUUAAUAAACAAGUUACAUACUGCAUAACAGGAGGAGAUCCUUUGGGCCAGUUUGGUAUUGAAAACGUGCAUAAUGAAUGGAAGGUCUAUGUGAAGAAACCACUGGAUAGGGAAAAAAGGGACAAUUAUCUUCUGACUAUAACAGCAACUGAUGGAACCUUUUCCUCCAAAGCUAUAGUUGAAGUAAAAGUUCUUGAUGCAAAUGAUAACAGUCCAGUUUGUGAAAAGACUUUAUAUUCAGAGACAAUUCCUGAAGAUGCCUUUCCGGGGAAACUGGUCGUGCAGGUCUCUGCUACAGAUGCAGAUAUUCGCUCCAAUGCUGAAGUCACUUACAAGUUAUUUGGUGCAGGUGCAGAAAAGUUCAAGCUAAAUCCAGAUACAGGUGAACUGAAAACAUCAGCCCCCUUGGACCGUGAGGAGCAGGCCACUUACCACCUUCUCGUCAAAGCCACUGACAGAGGGGGGAGAUUCUGUCAGGCUCAUGUGGUGCUGACUUUGGAAGAUGUGAAUGAUAAUGCCCCAGAGUUCUCUGCUGAUCCGUACACCAUCACUGUGUUUGAAAACACAGAGCCGGGCACUCUAUUGACAAGAGUGCAGGCCUCAGAUGCAGAUGCAGGACUGAAUCGCAAGAUAUCCUAUUCCAUGAUUAACUCUGCUGAUGGCCAGUUCUCUAUCAAUGAAGUAUCUGGGAUCAUUCAGUUAGAAAGGCCUCUGGAUCGAGAACUCCAGGCAGUUUACACCCUUACUUUGAAAGCUGUUGAUCAAGGUUUCCCAAGGAGGUUGACAGCGACUGGGACUGUUGUUGUGUCUGUUUUGGACAUAAAUGACAACCCGCCUGUGUUUGAAUACCGAGAGUAUGCUGCCACUGUGUCUGAGGACAUCCUUAUUGGAACAGAAGUUCUGCAGGUGUAUGCAGCAAGUCGGGACAUCGAAGCAAAUGCAGAAAUCACCUACUCAGUAAUAAGUGGAAACGAACAUGGAAAAUUCAGCAUAGAUUCUAAAACAGGGGCCAUAUUUGUCAUUGAGAAUCUGGAUUAUGAAAGCUCUCACGAGUAUUACCUGACGGUGGCAGCAACUGAUGGAGGCACACCGUCUCUGAGUGAUGUCGCGACUGUGAACAUUAAUGUAACAGACAUCAAUGACAACACCCCUGUGUUCAGCCAAGACACUUACACAGCCGUGAUCAGUGAAGAUGCAGUGCUUGAGCAAUCUGUCAUUACCGUUAUGGCUGAUGAUGCUGAUGGACCUUUGAAUAGCCACAUCCACUAUUCGAUUAUAGAUGGCAAUCAGGGAAGUCCAUUCACAAUUGACCCGACCAGGGGAGAAGUGAAGGUGACCAGACUUCUUGACCGAGAGACAAUUUCUGGAUACACACUCACCGUUCAGGCUUCUGACAACGGCAGUCCCCCACGAGUCAACACAACCACAGUCAACAUCGAUGUGUCCGAUGUCAAUGACAAUGCUCCCCUCUUUUCCCAGGGGAACUACAGCAUCAUUAUCCAGGAGAACAAACCUGUAGGGUUCAGUGUGCUGCAGCUGGUAGUCACAGACAAGGAUUCUUCUCAUAAUGGCCCUCCCUUCUUCUUUACUAUUGUGAGUGGAAAUGAUGACAGAGCAUUUGAAGUGAACCAAUAUGGAGCCCUCCUGACUUCAGCUUCCAUAAAGAAGAAAGUGAAGGACCAUUACUUACUGCAUGUUAAGGUGGCAGAUAAUGGAAAGCCUCAGUUAUCAUCUUUGACUUAUAUUGACAUCAGGGUAAUUGAAGAGAGCAUCUAUCCUCCUGCAAUUUUGCCUCUAGAGAUUUUCAUUUCUACUUUCGGAGAGGAGUACUCAGGUGGUGUCAUCGGGAAGAUCCAUGCAACGGAUCAAGACGUUUAUGACACUUUAACUUACAGUCUUGACCCACAAAUGGACAACCUCUUCUCUGUUUCCAGCACCGGGGGGAAGCUGAUUGCACAUAAAAAGCUGGAUAUUGGGCAAUACAUUCUCAACGUCAGUGUGACCGAUGGAAGGUUCACAGCAGUGGCUGACAUCUCGGUGCACAUCAGACAGUUCACCCAGGAGAUGGUGAACCACACAGUGGCCAUCCGCUUUGCCAAUCUCACUCCGGAGGAGUUUGUUGGUGACUACUGGCGCAACUUCCAGCGAGCGUUACGGAACAUCUUGGGUGGGAGAAGGAACGAGAUCCAGAUUGUUAGUUUGCAGCCCUCUGAACCUCAUCCUCAUCUGGAUGUUUUACUUUUUAUUGAGAAAUCAGGCAGUGCCCUAUCCACAAAGCAGCUUCUGCACAAGAUCAAUUCUUCCGUGACUGAUAUUGAGGAAAUCAUUGGUGUUAGGAUAUUAGAUGUAUUCCAGAAGCUCUGUGCAGGCCUGGAUUGCCCGUGGAAAUUCUGUGACGAAAAGAUAUCUUUGGAUGAAACUGUGAUGUCAACGCACAGCACCGCCAGACUGAGUUUUGUAACUCCCCGUCACCGGAGAACAGCCGUGUGUCUCUGCAAAGAAGGAACUUGCCCACUUGUCCACCAGGGAUGUGAAGACAUUCUAUGCCCUGAGGGAUCCGAGUGUGUUUCUGACCCCAGAGAGGAAAAGUACACCUGUGUCUGUCCAGGUGGCAAGUUUGGUCAAUGCCCAGGAAGCUCCUCUCUAACAUUUACUGGAAAUAGCUUUGUGAAAUAUCGGCUGAUGGAAAAUGAGAACAAAUUAGAGAUGAAGCUGACCAUGAGACUCAGAACAUUCUCUUCCCAUGCAGUUGUGAUGUAUGCUCGAGGAACUGACUAUAGCAUUUUGGAGAUCCACAAUGGCCGACUGCAAUACAAAUUUGACUGUGGAAGCGGCCCUGGAAUUGUCUCUGUUCAGAGCAUUCAGGUCAGCGAUGGGCUGUGGCAUGCAGUGUCUCUUGAAGUGAAUGGAAACUACGCUAGAUUAGUUCUAGACCAAGUCCACACGGCGUCAGGCACAGCUCCAGGAACUCUAAAAACCCUCAACCUGGACAACCAUGUGUUCUUUGGUGGCCACAUCCACCAGCAAGGUACAAGGCACGGUCGAAGUCCCCAAGUUAGUAAUGGCUUCAGAGGGUGUAUGGAUUCCAUUUAUUUGAACGGACAGGAGCUCCCUUUAAAUAACAAGCCAAGAAGCUACGCACACAUUGAAGAAUCUGUGGACGUGUCUCCUGGGUGCUUAUUAACAGCCACAGAAGACUGCUCAAGUAACCCUUGCCAGAAUGGAGGGAUUUGUAAUCCAUCACCUACUGGAGGUUAUUACUGCAAGUGCAAUGCCUUACACAUUGGGACAUACUGUGAGGUGAGCGUCAACCCUUGUUCCUCCAACCCUUGCCUCUAUGGAGGUACCUGCAUAGUGGAUAGUGGAGACUUUGUUUGCCAAUGCAGAGGACUGUAUACUGGUCAGAGGUGCCAACUGAGUCCAUAUUGCAAAGAUGAACCCUGUAAAAAUGGUGGGACAUGUUUUGACAGUUUGGACGGUGCUGUCUGUCAGUGUGACCCAGGAUUUAGGGGCGAAAGGUGCCAGAGUGACAUUGACGAGUGUGCUGGAAACCCAUGUCGCAAUGGAGCCCAGUGUGAGAACACACAUGGCUCCUAUCACUGUAACUGUAGCCAGGAGUUCAAAGGAAAGCACUGUGAAGAUGCCGCCCCUAACCAGUAUGUGUCCACGCCUUGGAACAUCGGGCUGGCCGAGGGGAUUGGGAUCGUAGUUUUCAUCAUGGGGACCUUUCUGCUGGUGGUGAUAUUCGUUGUCUGCCGCAAGAUGUCUGGCCGAAAGAAGAAGAAGAAGGCUGAGCCCGAAGACAAACACUUGGCACCAUCCACAGCCUUCUUACAAAGACCGUAUUUUGAUGCAAAGCUGAACAAGAACAUUUACUCCGAUAUCCCACCCCAGGUUCCUGUCCGUCCCAUUUCUUAUACUCCAAGCAUUCCAAGUGACUCUAGAAACAACCUGGACCGCAACUCCUUUGAAGGGUCUGCAAUCCCCGAGCAUCCCGAGUUCAGUACCUUUAACCCUGAGUCGGUGCACGGGCACCGGAAGGCUGUGGCUGUCUGCAGCGUGGCACCAAACUUGCCUCCCCCGCCACCUUCCAACUCCCCUUCUGACAGUGACUCCAUCCAAAAGCCUAACUGGGACUUCGACUAUGACACUAAAGUAGUGGAUCUUGACCCCUGUCUCUCCAAGAAACCUCUAGAGGAGAAGCCUUCACAUCCAUACAGUGCUAGGGAAAGCCUGUCUGAAGUGCAGUCCCUCAGCUCCUUCCAGUCGGAGUCUUGUGAUGACAAUGCUUCCAUAGUGACUGUAAUACACCUUGUCAAUGCUGUAGUUGACACGGUGAACCGAGAAGAGUCUUUGGCUGCUCCUGACCUCAACAAAUCAAGAGGCUAUCACUGGGAUACCUCGGACUGGAUGCCAACGGUCCCUCUGCCAGACAUCCAAGAAUUUCCCAACUACGAGGUCAUCGAUGAGCAAACACCCCUGUACUCAGCAGAUCCCAACGCCAUCGACACAGACUAUUACCCAGGAGGUUACGACAUUGAGAGUGACUUUCCACCACCCCCGGAGGACUUCCCCGCACCCGAUGAACUGCCCCCGCUGCCUGCAGAAUUCGGUGAGCAGUUUGAUGCCAUCCACCCCCCCAGAGACAUGCCUGCCACCGCCAGCUUAGGGCCUUCGAGAAACCGGCAGCGGUUCCACUUGAAUCAGUACCUGCCCAAUUUCUAUCCCGCCGAUCUGUCUGAACCUCAAAAAUCAGGCACGGGGGAGACGAGUGCUUGUCGAGAACCCUACGCCCCUUACCCACCAGGGUAUCCCCGGAACUUUGACGCCCCCCCCUGUAGAGAACCUGCCCAUGUCGGUGUACAGCUCCACCGUGUCCUGCUCCGACAUGUCCGCCUGCUGUGAAGUGGAGUCGGAGGUCAUGAUGAGUGACUAUGAGAGCGGAGAUGACGGCCACUUCGAAGAGGUGACGAUCCCGCCCCUCGAUUCACACCAACACACGCAAGUCUGACACUCACACUCCCCCCCAAAGUGCCUGGACUUUCCUGAACCUAGAUGCGCCCGUUGAUCUGCGAAGUUCCCAGCCAUGCCAUGGCGCUUCCCCUGCACCCCGGUGAGCUCAUUGAGCCUGGCUGUCCCAUGCCUCCUGCCCUCUCGGCCAUCUGCAGUGUCCCGACCUACUGUCUUCGGCGGAGAUUCACGCUGGCUGUGCCAUUUCUCCACGUCUUUUUUUGUAUUCAUCCGUGUCUGUGUUCCAAUAAUGACGUGAAAAUCAGGCCUGCCCAUCUUGUUAGCAUGAUUCAUGUAUUUAUAGAGAUUUGGUUAUUUUAAUGUUACUGUCUUUUUUCCUUUUUUCUUUUUUGUAAAUGUUAUGUACAGUUUUGAUUCUUUUUUAAAGUUUGAAUUAGAUGUUCAAGAUGUUUUUUGCUUUUUUUAAAAAAAUUUUUCCAGGUUUUGGUGGUAUUAGGGUCAUUAUCUUACACCCUGAUUUUUUUUUUUUUUUACUAUAACCAGGCAUUCACUAUAUGUCCUCCACUGACCUAUGACAUUUCAUUAAUACAUUUCAGUGUAGUCAUGUGUUUCUUGCUGUCCACAAGAUGAGGAAAGAUCUUAUACAUGGAUGUGUCUUAAGUGGGUUGCUGUAUUUUAGAGUUAUAAACAUUUUUCAUUAUUGGAAAGUGUGAAGGGGACCUUCUGCAUACCUAUUUACAACCAAAACCACCAUGACACAGUUUUUAUAGUGUCUGUAUAUUUGUGAUGCAAUGGUCUUGUAAAGGUUUUUACUGAAAACUACCAUUAGCCAGUCUUUCUUACUGACAAUAAAUUAUUAAUAAAAUACUUUAGCUUUA